AUGCGGGGCCGUGUAGCCCAGCCGGGCUGUCUGGAGGCUGCAGGUGGUGUGCAGGCACGCUACACCACAGCAGCUGGACUUGCUGCGGCUGACCACAGCUCUGCAAUCCGGUCUCUGUGCAAAAUCAUGGACAUAGUGAGGAGCGAAUGUUACCCUUUGAUAAACCCCUUCUGGCAUGAGAAUGCAAACAUCACUGAUUCACACAGACAGCUUUUGUACAUGCAUGGAACUUUUGUCAUCCUGAUGCCCCUCAGCCUGAUAUUGAUGAUUUUUGGAGGAAUGACUGGAUUCAUCAGUAUUCUCGCCAGGGCCUACCUGCUGCUUCUAAUGACGGGACUACUUUUUCUUUUUGGAGCUCUUGUUACACUUACUGGGAUCAGUGUCUAUAUUGCAUAUUCAGCUGCUGCCUUCGAAGAAGCUGUCUGCCUCCUGAGGAGUAAGGAUCUCCUGGUAGAAAUUGACAUCAGGUUUGGCUGGUCACUGGCACUAGUCUGGAUCUCCUUUGUCGCAGAAGUGCUCACCGGCGCUGUGUUUCUCCUGGCAGCAAGAGUUGUGGGUCUGAAACAGCGACGUGAACAGGCGUUAUGA
Pygoscelis adeliae (Adelie penguin) is the source of this 588-nucleotide messenger RNA. RefSeq names its product transmembrane protein 114 (gene TMEM114). NCBI's taxonomy places the organism in Eukaryota, Metazoa, Chordata, Aves, Sphenisciformes, Spheniscidae. Gene Ontology annotation, cellular component: apical plasma membrane. The transcript has 4 exons. The coding region runs from base 1 to 588 and encodes 195 amino acids. The record is from RefSeq and is a predicted model, not a curated record.